Messenger RNA from Recurvomyces mirabilis, 765 nucleotides. RefSeq lists its product as uncharacterized. The transcript has a single exon. The record is from RefSeq and is a predicted model, not a curated record. Bases 1 to 765 code for a protein of 254 amino acids. NCBI's taxonomy places the organism in Eukaryota, Fungi, Ascomycota, Dothideomycetes, Mycosphaerellales, Teratosphaeriaceae.
AUGCCCCGGAUGAAAUGCCCGCCUACAUCACAAGAAGACGCACCAAUCAACGGCCUACCACCUCCUCGCAACAACCAUCAUGCGAUCGUGUGCCUACCGUCCGGCCUGUCUGUGAGGCCGCCGAGCUUUUUUCAUAAUGCUUUGAGCUCUCUCAACAGGGACUAUCAUGAUGUCUAUACUGCUUUGAACAAUGGCCUGAUUGCGAACCAGCGCUUUGCUGCUGCAGAGGCUGGACUAAUUACUCAGAACAACGGACUGAGGGAGGAGAACAGUCGCCUCGAGAAGGCGAAAGAGGGUCUAGAGACCGAGUCGAAGACUGAGAGGGAGACACUUGGUGCGGAAAAUGUCGUCCUUGGUGCUGAGAUUGUGGUGCUCAAGGAGGAUCUGGGAGCAGUUCGUAACCAGCUCAAGACCAGAGAUGAGGGAUUAGAGGCAGCACGCAAAGCUCAUGAGACUUGUGAGCAAGCUGCGAGAGACUUUAUAGCAGGUAACUUGGAAGCAGCACUGGCUAGCAAAACGACUUUGGAGCAGACUGCAAACGACCUUCGCGAUGUGCUGAAGACCAAAAAAAGCGAUCUCGAAACGGCACUUCGGAAUCAGAAAACCUCUGGACAGUCUACCAAAAACCUUGAUCAUGAGCUGGAGGAGACGAAGGACGUAUUGAAAACUGCACUCGCUGGGCAUGAAAAGACAAAGCAGGACGCUCAGGACCUCGCUCAGGACCUCACCGUCGACCUCAACAAAUCACAGUCAGCUGAGGCCUAA